Molecule: messenger RNA, 1290 nt
Organism: Fusarium coffeatum
Lineage: Eukaryota; Fungi; Ascomycota; Sordariomycetes; Hypocreales; Nectriaceae
Exons: 1
Coding region: 1-1290 (429 amino acids)
Source: RefSeq, a predicted model, not a curated record
AUGGAAAACAACCUCGGAAGAAGUCACAGCCUAAAGCCGCCGAGGCGCAAACUCCAGAAACCCGACCCCAAGCUCAAAAGUCUCAACAAGGCCAAGCGUGGCUCUACCGAUUCUCACUCAUCUUCUACCAUGGCCAGUCUAAGCCCUCAGAGCACAACCUUUCCCUCACCUUCGCAACGUCAGAUGUCAAAUGGUGCGCCUGACUUGAGCGACUCUAAAUGGGAUCAUUAUCUUCGACCUAAAACUGUUUUUGUUCCUUCACUACCAGAAUCUGAGGAGGUCUAUGAACAUGAAAUGUAUUCACCUCAAGGACAUCAGCCGGUGCAACAUCCCGACCCCGAGCCUGAACCGAGAGCUUUCUUCAGCCCUCCGCCACAAAGACAGUCAUCUCAGCGUCAGAUUCCCGAAUUUCAUCAUUUAACUCUCCAUGAACACAAGGCUCGGCCAUCGCUGGAUAGUGCAUCCUACCCUUCGACAGCAUCAACCACUUCAACCUCAUCAGCCAUGCGCCGUCAAGCAAAGACACCCGUUUUUAGAAUUGGUCAACUAGAGCAACAUGCCCUUGCGCGCAAAGCAAAAGAUACACCAGAAAAGACAUCGAGUGUCGAGUUGAUCGCUGAUCAAUACAGCGCUCUUCUCGAAUCAAGAGAUGGCCCUCCAGCGCUGGACUCACAAAUACCAUCCCGCGCAUCGCAAUACUCAUUCGACGACACUCCUCUCCAAAUCCCUCCGUAUGCAGCAAAGCGAUCUCAGAGCAUGCGAACAUCAAAUACUUACUCAUCAAUGACGGCUGUACCCCGUCAGCUGAGACCCAGACUCAGAUCUGCACCUACUCACGAUACGAACGUGGCUGCAGUUGCAGGCGACGAUAUCUACUUCAAGCCCUAUUCUCUCUCACCACCACCUUCUCCCGAAUACCCGGGAACACCAAGACACUCCUGGACAGACGAAUUCAGACCCCCGUCAUCAUCGGGGCACUCAUUCCAGGACAACAUCAGUCUCCAAAUAGCGCUUGAUUUACUUACGAGCGAAUUAUCAUCCGUUAUGUCAGGCCGACCCCUGCGCAACGGACAGAACACGGCAGCUUUGCAGAUAUGGGUCAUGAUCGAGGCUUACGAACGACUGCGCGAUCAAUUAACCAGGCAAGAACCAUCAAACGCGGAGGCGCAAAAGGUUGCGACCAUGUUUGAUUGCUGGUUGGCAUCACUCUACUCUAUUCACUCCUCUUUGACGGAGAGUACGUUACCCAGCCCGACAGAAUACGCAGGGUUGGAAGAAGAAUUGGAUUAA